Messenger RNA from Scylla paramamosain (green mud crab), 3654 nucleotides. RefSeq lists its product as uncharacterized. The transcript is spliced from 4 exons. Lineage: Eukaryota; Metazoa; Arthropoda; Malacostraca; Decapoda; Portunidae. Bases 211 to 3249 code for a protein of 1012 amino acids. The record is from RefSeq and is a predicted model, not a curated record.
GCAGCGCUGAGGGGACGCCUGAGCCGCGUGAAGCUUCGGAAGUGUGAUGCAGCGGCGGUUCGAUGUGUUCGACGAGCUGCUCUGGGAAGGAAGCGCCGACAGUCACCACCUGGAGGGCAGCCUAACAGUGUUCGUGAAGUACAUCGCGGUGGUGGUGGAGGGAGCGCUGGAUCAUCUUGCCGUUGAGGGUCACCUAGGAAGCCGGUCGUGAUGUGUGCCAUGGGAGGCUAUGGCGCGCAGGAAAUGCCGGACGGGCCGAAGAUACGGCAGCCGACGUUCCUGGAGGAGCUGUGUGAGAUGGGCCAUGUUUUUGACACCAUGCUGACUGGAUAUGCGCUGCGGCUGAGGACCCCCCAGCGCAUCACGCGCGAGCAGAUGUUGAAGGCAAUGUUCCAUCUACGCAGACAGGUGCCUUGCCUCCGUCUGGCCUUCUCAGGCACUGGGAGCGACAUGUGGAUGCAGGAGGCAUCGAGUGAAAGUUUGGACCUGGAGAUGGUGGAGCAUGACUCUGUGGACGAGGUGAUGGCGGUGAUGUCCCGGUACCGAUACGUGUCCCGCACUGGGCCGCUGUGGUGCGUCAAGGUGCUGGUAGGCUACCCUCCCAACCGUGCUCCUGUGCUGCCCGCUGAGAAUCUCUCUCGACCUGACACUGGUCUGGGCACGCCCUCCCCUGAGGACCGGGACUUGCCGCCAGGCCCCGGCGAUGAUGGAUUCGGAUGCGAACCGCUCAUGCCCGGCGAUAUCAUCGCCGUGCCCCUGAAUGAUCCCCAUCGCUGCAUCAUUCUGCCCAUGGACCCUCACGCCGAACCAGGCCAGGAGGUGCAGUACAACCCGAUGAUGGCCGAAGGAGGCGAGGUUGAGGUCGCAUUUCCUCCUUACGCCCCGGACUACGCCCCACCCCCGGAAUACGCCCCACCCCCAGACUACUCCCCGGACUACGCCCCACCCCCAGACUACGCCCCGGACUAUGUUCCACCCCGAGACUACGCCCUGGAUUAUGUGCCUGCCCACAGAGGAGGAGGAGGAGCACGGGCAGCUGCUUAUGGGCAAGAAGGGGCAGGGCCAGUUGUCCACGGGGAGGGCGAAGUGGAGGCGGCUGACUACAGGGAAAGGGCAGGGGCAGCUGGCUACAGGGAGGAAGGGGCAGGAGCAGGGGCAGUUGGAUAUGAUGGCCAGCAUCAUUACUAUCCCCAGCAGCAGCUCCAUCCCCAGCAGCAGCUCCAUCUCCAGCAGCACCAGAUCCAGCUCCAGCUCGACGAUGAAGAGGAGGCCUAUGGCAGUGGCAGUGGCAGUGUUGGUGGCAGUGGCAAUGGUAGUGGCAGUGGUAGUGGCAGGAGUGGUGCUAGGAUGUCCCCGGCAAACGACAGUCCAGAUGUACUCCCUGUAGAGGAGGCAGACCCAUACCAUCCAGACAGACCAAUGGUAGGAGGUGCCAUGGCCAGGGACCCACGCCCACGUCCUGGCUCCAAUGCCUCUGCUGCCGCUGCCGUCCCCGCUGCCCGCCGCAUGAGUGGGCAGGCGUUCCCACCACCAGCAGCAAGAGCACAAGCAGGUGCAGCUAAACCAAAGGAAGAGAAACUCCUUGACAGGGUGCUGGAUGAGGCUACCACAGAGGAGAGAAAGACUGCUGCCUCUGCAACAGCGCCGGCCACUGCUGUUCCCAAAGAGCUUGGGUCCGCGCGUUCUUCAUUCAUUGGUACUUCGAACUCCGGGUCCCCAGCCUUCAUGGACACUACCCCCUCCUCCCUCUCCUCCUCCCCACCUCGGGGGAUCUCUCCUCACGUUGCGGGGCAGGCCACCGCUGGCGGUGGUGCCGUCAGCUCUGGCAACCAAUCUGGCGGUGCUGCUGCUGCUGUCACGACCGUCGGUGCUGGCGUCAGUGGUGCUGUCACGACCGUCGGUGCUGGCAUCAGUGGUACUAUGAUCUCCAACCCCGUCGGUGGGGCCGUAGGUGGUGCUGUCACCUCGGACAACCCCAUCGGUGGUGUUGCCACCUCGGUCAACCCCGUCGGUGGUUCUGUCAGCCCCGUCGGCGAGGCCGUUGGUGGUUCUGCCAGCUCGGACAACCCUAUCGGUGAGGUGGUCGGUGGUUCUGUCAGCUCGGACAACCCUGUUGGUGAGGCAGUCGGUGGUUCUAUCAGUUCGGACAACCCCGUCGGUGGGGCCGUUGGUGGUUCUGUCAGCCCUUUAGGUGAUGCCGAUAGUGCAGUUGCCGCUGCUGUCGGCGACGGAAGCUUUGACGGUGUCACCAAUGUGGUGGUUGGCUUCCACCAGGGCAUCGCUGACGGACACACCGCUAUGAGGAUACUUGGCCGCCUGGUGAAGUUGCUGAAUGACGUCGUAAUGGAUGUGGAGAUUGACGACUCGGUGCCUCUAGAGGGUAACAAUGAAGACCUAUAUAGAGAACUGCUGAAGUCAAGAAUAGAGCUUCUGAGAGACGAUAGUUUGCACGAGAUGAUGUUCGAGAAGAUGAGAGCGAGGGAAAAGUGGGAGUCUUGCAUGAAGUGCGUUUUUGGCGAGGCUGCUGGAGGAGGGGGCGGAAGCAGGAGGCCACAUUAUUAUCCUUGUUACCACGUGCUCAGUCUGGACGCCAUGACCACCACGCGAUUUCUCGAAAAGUGCGCGAAUGAGAGCGUGGGGCUGCGAGCAGCGUUCAGUGCUUUAGCAAACAUCUCCCUGAUGGACAUCCUCACCGCGAGGGACGUCAUCAAAGACACGUACAAGUUUUUUAGUAGCCAUGCCAUUAACCUGCGUCGCUUCACUAAUAAUCUCGAUCACAAAAACGUCAAUGGCUGCCUGUUCGCUCCCGUGCACAUCCGCACUCCAACGCCUCGCCACGCUGCUGACAACUUUUGGGAUUUUGUGCGCCUUGUACAGUACGAUAUAAACCAGGUCUUGGAUACAGACCAGGCGCUGAAGGAGCUGGCAGUGAUGGAGCUGAACCCACCGGGACAAAGAGAAUACGACAUGCUGUUCAUGGAGCCCCUGCCGCAGAUGAAAGACUACUUCACGUACUUACUUGGGGACGUCACGGACAAGCUGAUGGGGGAGCAAGGCCCGAAUGUGGUGGUGGAGUUCGUGGAGGCCACAAUGUCCCGCCAUAAGUUGGGAUACGCCUGCUGUCACGUGCUGCAUAUUUUCCAGGACAGUCUGUGCAUCACGCUGAACUAUUCCACGAGGCACUUAAACGAGGAACUGGGGAAGGAGUACAUGUCCAACAUUUACCGCCGCCUAUUUGAAGUCAUCUGAGGGAAGAAGGGCGGUAUAGCCAAGUUUGUAGAUACUGUGUGGAUGUGUUAAUCUGCUCCCCCCUGCUUCUCUCCCUCGAAAAGAGCACCGCACGCGUCCCACACGUCCCAAAUUAUUUUUACUGUCAUUUACAAAAAAAGCUUUAGGUAUCUAGUCUUCCAGAUUCAAUAGAAGUUUUCAGUAUUUUUUUUUUUUUUUUUUGGCUAUUUGUAGCAAGUUUUUAGGGUACAAUAUUUUAAGUUUUUUUAAGUGUUACAGGAUUUAUAGUACAAAAUAGUUUUGUUCUUGUAUAUCGGGGGAUUUUUGUUAUACAUCAUGUUAGGUCACAAAAUUGUUUCGGCGGGUGUUUUGUUCUUAAUGUGCUACAAUUUUACUAUAUUAUUAAUAAAGUUUACACAGCUCUUU